Messenger RNA from Hypanus sabinus (Atlantic stingray), 3619 nucleotides. RefSeq names its product ubl carboxyl-terminal hydrolase 18-like. The transcript is spliced from 13 exons. Gene Ontology annotation, molecular function: cysteine-type deubiquitinase activity; cysteine-type endopeptidase activity. Bases 294 to 1832 code for a protein of 512 amino acids. NCBI's taxonomy places the organism in Eukaryota, Metazoa, Chordata, Chondrichthyes, Myliobatiformes, Dasyatidae. The record is from RefSeq and is a predicted model, not a curated record. Gene Ontology annotation, cellular component: cytosol; nucleus. Gene Ontology annotation, biological process: protein deubiquitination.
CUGCAUUUAACACUGAAUCAUGUUUAACCCAAGGUCCCCUCGGUUUUAAUCUAGCUGAAAAAAAACUGUGACUACUAAACGUCUGAAUGGAGACAGAAAAAUACCGUAAAUAUUAGUGCGCUGAUAGGUUCCUCAUGCUCUUGCGCAAAGAGUGCCCAGACAUUUGUUUGUGAUGGGCGGGCGGUCGGUCGUCCUCAAGACGAGGAAAUGAAAGAGCACAGUUUCACUUUCGGUAGCUUGGAAACGGCGUAUGCAAGCGGCUUCAUUAACUGCGAGACUCCGGGGCUGCAAAUAUGUGGUACAGUAGAUACGCAAGGACUGAAGGGCCAGAUCGUAAUCACUCCAGGUUUGUAAACGAGGAACGGCAUCCCCGAGGCACUGACAGGUAUCAGAGGAGGAGCAGCGACCCCCAGGCCCGAUACUACAACCGAACCUUUUCCCCAAGCAACUGGUUCAGGGAUUACACCACACAACGUUCGUUCCAUGGAGGCUAUGGGGACGCAUUUUCGACAUACACCCCUCAGAGAACUCACUUCAGUCAGGUCCAGGCUCACGAAGUAGCUGAUCGACAACCAACGGACCUGAUGGGCAACACAACUGACAAGUGCAAUCAAUGCUCGGCCUGUUUAGUGAAGACGACUAAUCCAAUCAUCAGAACAAACACAAGUUCAGCAAAUGCAAGAAUCCAAGUCUUCAGUGAAAGAAAAUUAAACAGCGAUUCAAUGGAUAUUUCUACCAGAAAUGAAAUCCAAAGUCAUUCAACUACAGGCAUCAGCAACUGUGAAAAGAACAUCAUCAAUGUCAAGCAUGAAGAAAGGAGAUCUACUCAGUACAGUGAUGAUAGAACGUUUGUGGGGCUGAGAAACAUGGGCAACAGCUGCUGUGUGAAUGUUCUUCUGCAGACUUUGUUUAUGACUCCUGAAUACAGAAACUUGAUUUUGAGAUGCCAACAAGAAGACAUUCUGAAAGAUGAAUCUAACCACGUCCCAAAUCAGCUUCAUAAAAUGUUCCAUUGCCUGAAAGACACUGACCGUAGAUUUGCAUCAUCUUCAACGUUUAGUCGGUGCUUAGAGUUAAACUACAUAAACAUCAGGGUUCAAAUGGAUGCUGAAGAACUAUUUCGUUCCAUCUUCUGUCUAGUACAAGAUCAACUGAAGGGAACAGACCUUGUUGCAGAUAUUAAUAAACUUUACACCAUCACUAUUGAGGAAUAUACAAAGUGUACUCGGUGUCAACAAGAAACCAAGCAGAUUGGAAGCAUGCUGACUAUUCCCCUUUCUAUGUAUGAUGCAACAAAGCCAAAGCUUCAUAAGAAUAUAGAGAAUUCUCUUGCCUCGUUCUUUGAACCCCAAAUAUUAGACGCUUGUAAUAAGUGCUAUUGCAAUAAAUGUGAAGCAAGGACAAUCACAAGCAAGAGCUACAGUAAGGUUUCUUAUCCACAAAUACUGUGUUUACAACUGAAACGAUUCAAAGUUUCCGCAGGGAGAACAAAGAAAAUUUAUGAUUUAAUGGAAUUUCCUGAGACCUUGGAUGUGAAAAAUUUUAUGGAGGAGUCUCAUAGCCAAACGAGCAAGCUUCAGUACCAUCUCUUGUCUGUGAUUGUACAUACAGGCAGUGCGUUAUUUGGUCAUUAUUAUGCUUAUAUAAGGAGAUUCCCAGAAAUGGACUGGUAUUGCUUCAUGGAUGAAGUUGUCAGUAAGGCCACAUGGGAAGAUGUAAAAAGUACAUUUGGAUCGGAACAGACUCAUCCAGAAUCUUCACGUCGAAGUGGAUUUGAAAGCGGUGGAACAGCUUAUCUUCUAUUUUACCGUGGAAUGGAGCGAUUACCUUAGCUGCAGCACAGCAGACCUGAAGGAAUAUAACUAUCAAGAGGAUAUUGCAGAAUCUCGUAUCUCAUUACUUGUUGACUAUCUUUCCUAUAUUUGUUUAAAGAUUUAAAUGAAAUGCUUCAUAAAUUUAAAUUGGGCAUUAGCGGGUUGUCUGCAGUAAUCUUCAAUGGCUUUGAUUUUUAGUAAAAUGGCAUCCUAUGCUCUUAGGCCAGUUAAUUUAAAUCUAUUAUAAGUUAAAAUUGAUCUAAAAUAAAUAUCUGCAGAGCAGAAUUUUCUAAUUGGAUUCUCCAGGCCUGUUCUGAAUUUGUUGGAACCAUUAGAAGCUACAGGAAAAAAAGAAAUAUCUGAUUUGACAGACUUCCACCAUUCCAAUGAUUAAAUUCUAAUUUUGCAAGCAUCCUGGUCUGCUGUUGUAGCCAAAAUACACAACUGCAGCCUGUGCAAUAACACUGUCUAGCCUGGGAAAAAUUUUAGUCACCACAGCCUGACAAGGUCUACUUCUGUCAACCAGACUAUCAGCUCCAGCUGUAAGCUUGUCAACAGUUCCCAGAAACACACAAGCCUAUACUAAAAAGGAGUAAACUCUGAUGUUAUUGGACACAGUCUGUUUGAUUCCAACAGGCUAGAAAUCCAAUGGUGUUGGCAAAGCCCAGGAAUCAGUUACCUGUUUUAGGACCAGGGACAGUACCAGAUCAGUCCAACUGCAGUUGUAGAUGAAGGUGUAUAGUACCAGUGGGCAUGGGUCUGUCACUGUAUAAAACUGGAAUUACAGUAUUGGUUGGAAUAGGUGGGCCACCAUUUAAUAUUGGGGAACAAUGUUACUGAUCAGUUGAUCAUCGUGUUAUGGCUAUAAAACUGGUAAGUUUAGAUCUUUCGCUGCUGAACAACAUGGAUCUUGCAUUGUAUAAUGGAUAUAACACAGGAAAAUGCAGUAUUUUUCCUUAACACUACUCUAAAUAGUGGGGAAACACAGAUCAUACUGUAAAACUUGGUUGCAGUACAGGUAAACACAGGUCUGGCACCGGAGGGCAAUGUUACUACAGCAUUCAGGAGAUUUCGAUUUGAAACUCAAGUGGUCAGAAAGGGUGGUAAAACCUAAUUCAGUUCCAGAUUUUGGAAAGGAUUCAUGAAAGCAGCUGGCGGAGAGUAACUGGCAAUAGGAACAGCUGCAAAGAGAAUGAGUGGCAGUGGAUGUUGAGGUGAUGGAGAGGAAUACUGAAGAGUAGGGCAAUCAAAUGGAAUAAGGAAAGGAUGGAGUAAAGGGGGGGCAACUGGGACAGUGAUAGAAAGGUAGCGAGGACUGAAGCAGGAGGAGAAUCGGUAGGUGGCACAAGCACGUGCACAUGUGCCACGCUAAUUCUGGGAGCAGAACUUGAUUUCCAAUCACUCCCAGCUGGAGACGCGACUGACCCUGCUGCAGCUCAGUGUGAAUUCUCAUCACACAACAUCUUCAGAUCUUUUUAUCCGAAGCCUCUCUCAUUAAUUACUGGCUCAGACAAAGAAAAAGGCAAUACACGUGUGGGCAGUGAUACAGUACUUGUUUAUUAUAUUCUACCACAACAAUAUUCAUAUGUCAGCACAUGAUUAAUGAACAGACUUUUGGGUGAUGACUGUUGUUUGGAUUUCAUGUUGAGCUUGAACCUCAAUACUAAAAGCAAAAUUUUUGUUUUAGUUAUAUUUGAGAAAGAUUGAAAAACUAUAUUAAAGGACUGAAUUGAUUUUGUAUUUUUAUAUACUAAUUACAAGAGACUUCGUAUUGGAAUAUGUAAAAUAAAUAACUUCUAAAAUAA